AGAGAUGCACAUGUGUAUGAUGUGUAUUGAGGAAGUUAGCAGAGCACCUCAGCUGAAACAAAGUAAACCAACCUUGGAGAUAAUAACAGACACCAGCAGCGUCCAAACAUGCAACCACCACCCAGAAAGGUGAAGGAGAGUCAGCAGGUGAAGCUGGUGUUUUCAGAGCAGCUCAGUAAACUGCAGAGCAAACAGCAUCAGGACACUGAGCUGCUGGAGGAGAUCAGGACCUUCAGCAAGCACCGCGCGGCGAUAGAGAAGGAGUACGGUCAGGCUCUUCAGAGAUUAGCUGUUCAGUACCAGAAGAGAGACUGGCAGAGAGGAAAUACACAUGUUAUCACUUCUGGCAGUGUGUUUGGCGCGUGGCGCUCCGUGGUGGACGCCACAGCUCAGGCGGCUGCGUCACGACUCGCUGCUGCAGAGGAAUACCGCACACUGAGCGGACAAGCGUCCAGAAGUGUUCGCAAUGCAAAGGACAUCCGAGCUAAGAGAGGUCUGGAGCAGCUGCAGACGGUGCAGGGUGAAGUCGUCGAUGCUCUGCGCGAGCUGCACAGACUGAAGAAGAGCUACCACCAGCUGAGUCACAUUGCCAGUGUUGCCAGAGACAAAGCUGCUGAUGCACACAGCAGAGCCAAAAAGAGUGAACAUGGGAUUUUUCACUUUAAAUCAGGAUUACAUAAACUCACUGCUAAGCUCACUGCCAGGCUGAAAGAGUGUGAUGACCGUUUGACUGAAGUCCGUAAUGACUACCUGUUAGCUUUAGCAGCAGUGAAUGCUCAUCACCAGAGCUACUAUACAGACGACUUACCCCGGAUUAUGGAGAUGGACGGCAGCGUUUAUGAUGAUCUGAGGAACCAUUUCACGCUGGUGUGUGGAACCGAGAUGGAUUUCUGUCUGAGCACACACAGACACUACAGCAACAUAUGGGACAGUCUGGCUAAGGUGACCCGGGAGAAAAACAUCCAGCAGUUUCUGCAAGAAUCUGUGGUAUUCAGUAAAACCACUGAAUUCCUAUUCCAGCCUGCACCACGUGACAAGGUGUCGUCUCUGCAGGAAGUCUGUGCUUCAGAGGCUGACGGUUGUCUGGUGAAGGAGGCCAAGAAGUGGGCGGGGAAAGCUGCCAAAGACUAUAAAAUCAUCACCCACGGAGAGAGGGCUCUGCAGGUGUUAGAGAGUCGGCUGAUGCUGUUGUCGGGGGAGACGGGGCUCAGUGUGGAGCAGAAGAUCACAGAGGUGCAGGACAGCGUCAGGAAAGCCAAGCUCAGCAGGAUGAAGGCGGACGCUCGUCUGACUCUGUUGUCAGACAAAGUCUCAGGAAUUGAAGAGUGGCGUCACGACGCCAUGAAGCAGGCGGAGGAGGAGCUGGAGAGAGAGCGACGGCUCAGUGAACAGAGGAAGUCGACCGAGGACUUCUCAGAGGACGAGUUUGAGUUGACUGACUUUGAGGACUAUGAUGAUGAGAAUGUGGACAUCUUUGCAGAUCCAGGAUCAGCGUCUGGAGUGUGCAUUUAUCCUGCAGCCUGCAGAGUCAUCUAUAGUUAUCAGGCUAGCCAGUCAGAUGAGCUGUCAAUCAUGGAAGGGGAGGAGCUCCAUGUGAUAGAAGAUGGAGACAUGGAGGACUGGCUGAAGGUGUGUAAUGCAUGUGGUCAGGUGGGCUACGUUCCUGAGCGAUAUGUGCAGUUACUGUGUCUACAAGCAGAGGGCGCUGUUCAGCUGGACGCUUCCUUCAGCUCCAUCUCAUCCACUGGGAAUAAAGAGACGACAGGAAGCAGAGGUGUAGCCAGAGCUCUGUACUCUUACCAGGCCCAGAGUGCAGAGGAGCUUUCCUUUCAGGAGGGGGCGCUCAUCCACCUGAUACGCUGUCGCCAUGGAGAGGUGGACGAUGGUUUCUGGGAGGGCGAGCUGAACGGACAGGUCGGUCUCUUCCCGUCGUUGGUGGUGGAGCUCGUACGUGAGGAGGAGAAACCAGAAGAAGACCCUCUCCUCACCCCGACCAUGCCUCCCUUUUCUCCCCCCAUCCCAGUUCCCCCAACCCCUGGCUGUAGCUCUCCAGUCACUAAUACGCCCCCUAUCUGUGCUGAGGACAAACAGCAGGUCUUUUUUCCAAGGCUCGCAGACAAAGGUAACUUGCUCCUCCCCCUUGUGUUUUCCCGCCACUGUGAUUGUCGCCCCGCCCUGAUUGUGUCCACCUGUUCCUCAUUACCGUGUGUAUAUUAUGGUCUGUUGUCAGGUCAGGUUCUUGUUCUUUUGUUUGUUUCUUUGUUUUUUCUAGAACUUUUUCCUGCGAGUGGGUUUUUGUUGCACUUUGAAAAUAAAACUUUUUCCUGUCUCCUGAGUUGUGUGAUUGGGCUCCAGCAGUUCUUUUCUCUUUGUUUGUGAGUGUGAUAGUGUCCUCUGAUUUGUCUUUGUCU
Solea senegalensis (Senegalese sole) is the source of this 2411-nucleotide messenger RNA. Its product is annotated as F-BAR and double SH3 domains protein 1-like. The transcript is spliced from 20 exons. The record is from RefSeq and is a predicted model, not a curated record. Gene Ontology annotation, biological process: regulation of actin filament polymerization; neuromuscular synaptic transmission. Gene Ontology annotation, molecular function: protein binding. NCBI's taxonomy places the organism in Eukaryota, Metazoa, Chordata, Actinopteri, Pleuronectiformes, Soleidae. Gene Ontology annotation, cellular component: recycling endosome; neuromuscular junction. The coding region runs from base 109 to 2379 and encodes 756 amino acids.